GUGCCGUUCCCCCCCCCGUGUCCCAUGCCCGGAAGUGUCCGACCAGAAAAUGGGGCUGCCGCAGGACGGUUCCGAUGCGGCUUUUAGUUCCGGGGGCAUCUCUGUGCGCGGGAACCCCCGCGGCCGCCGCCUCGUCCUCCUCCUGGGUGCCGCAAUGAUCCCGAUCCCGGUGGUGGUGUGCGUGCUGGGGGGCUGGUCCGUCAUUUACCUGGCGGACACGCUGCUGAGGUCAUCUAGCUCUCUGAAAGCAUCUUAUGAAGAUUGGCUGAUGUCAUAUGGGCUGAGCAUCUCUCCUUUUCAUAUGCGAUGGCAAACUGCUCUCUUCAACCGUCUAUUCUACAGUUGGGGACGAUGGAAACCCAGAUUUCUUUAUCUAUGGUUCAGUAUAGGAAUGGUAUUCGGCAUAGUUGCCAUGUUUGGUUCUGUUGUUCUCCUUGGAAAGACACUGAUGCAGACACUGACGCUGAUGAUAACUGAGGCUCCUGCAGUCCAGAAUGAUCGUAUGUUGCAAGUCGUGGUGCCUGGUGUAAAUCUGCCCAUCAGCCAGCUGACUUAUUUCUUCACGGCAAUCCUCAUCAGUGGUGUCAUACAUGAAGUCGGCCACGGGGUGGCAGCUAUUCGAGAACAAGUACGGUUUAAUGGAUUUGGGAUUUUUAUCUUUAUUGUGUAUCCUGGAGCAUUUGUCGAUCUCUUUACCACCCACUUGCAACUUAUAUCUCCAGUCCAGCAGUUGAGAAUAUUUUGUGCAGGUGUCUGGCAUAAUUUUGUUCUUGGUGUUGCAAGUCUCAUAGUUCUGUUCCUGCUGCCAGCAAUUCUUUUCCCAUUUUACUACACGGGUGUUGGGGCACUUGUCACUGAGGUCACAGAGGAUUCUCCUGCCAAUGGACCCAGAGGUCUUUUUGUUGGGGACCUUGUAACUCAUCUGCAAGACUGCUCAGUUCGUGGUGUGGAAGACUGGAAUUCCUGCCUAGGAGAGAUCUCACAGAAGACACAAAUUGGGUACUGCAUAAAUGCAGCAACCCUACAGCAGUUAAGCUUCCCAGCCAGGGUCUACAGAAGACUGGAUGGCACUGUUGAAUGUUGUAGUAACAGCAGCCUCACCGAUGUUUGCUUUUCAUACAGCAAUAACUUGGACAGCCACCUGUAUACCUGUCUGCCAGCACGAAAAGCUAUUGAGGCUAGCCAAGUCUGUCGAACCAACAUGGAUUGCCAGAAGGAUUUUGUUCCAAGUUUGUGUGUGACACCUUCUUUAGAAAAUCAGACGAGACUAAUCAGAGUGAAACAUCCACCCCACGUUGAUAUGUUAUUUGUAGGACACCCAAUGCAUCUUCAGUAUACAGUGAGCCUCAGCAGUUUUGUACCACGACACAACUUUCUGAGCAUAGAUCUGCCUGUGGUGAUAGAGACCAUGUGCAAAUAUCUAAUUUCACUGUCAGGAGCCUUGGCAGUUAUCAAUGCAGUACCCUGCUUUGCACUGGAUGGUCAAUGGAUAUUAAACUCUUUCCUGGAAGCCACUCUUGCUUCACUGAUUGUAGAGAAACAAAACAGAGAGCUUGUUGGCUUUUUAAUCUUGCUUGCUGGCAGUGCACUUUUGGCUGCCAACGUGGCACUGGGACUUUGGAUGGUGACAGCCCGAUAGUACAUUGGAUACAUUUCUGCAUCUGAUUACUUCCAGGAAUUCUCCAAGUACACACACAGGAAUGAAAUCCAUUGCCUUGUAAAACUUGCUCUGUCUGAGAUAGGAAUAAAUUCCUUAAAAUUCCAUUGGAAGAAAGAUUGGUGAUUGGAGUUGUAUGUUCAUUUAACUCUGCAAAAUCUUGUGCAGAUAAUUAAUGGAAAAGUUGAAAGAAUAAGAACUGUUCUCUUUUAAUAUUGUUUUCAAAGCACUGUGAUCAUUUUGGAGAAAUUACACUGAAACAAUUUUACAAGGAAAAGACUCAGGCUUGGUGAAUUUAGAUUCCAAAAUGAAGGAAUAUAUGUGACAUUGAAAUCUUGUAUACUGCGGGGGGGAAAACCUACUUGAUCUGUGUUUUAUAAUUUGAAUAAAUAUGAGGUGCUCUGCAUUGGCUCUGCUCAACCAGUGCAGAUUUGCGUUGUUGGGUUUUUUUAAAUUAGGUGGUGUACCAAUUUGGAACCUGAAAAACUGAAGUCUGGGCUCACUUUUUAUAUUGGUGCAAGGCCAGGUAAAUUAUUGCCAUGUGUUCGUGAGGAACGAGUCAUCCUAUGCUUUAGUACCCUUCUCUUCCAGCUGGCUGUUAAGACUGGAAGCAUGUUGUCCUCCCAGAGUAGAUGAAAUGUCAAUUUCAAUGAUGCCAAUGUCAGUUGAUAAAUGGGUAUGUGGAAGAAUGACAAAACCUACCCACAUGUUGUCUGUGUUCCUUAAAAUAUUAAGUGUGUAAUAUUGUGCACCACUGAGAAUAUUUUUGAAGAUACUAUUUUGUGCAUCAGCAAUAUCUUGAAAAUAAUUUGAAGUUCUGGUCUCCCAAUAAGAAUCGUAAUUGCGGAAAUAAUACUAUGCAGAAUUAUUCAAAAGUGAGUGGUAAGGUUAAGUGUGUGUGUGUGUGUGUGUUUGUGAUUCAGAAAGUUAAAUGUUAUACUUGUUUCUGAAUGUACAUCCUCUGUAGCCAUGUAUGCAGUAGGAUUGAUAUACAGUACCUCAUUGGUGUUUGUCUCUUCCUAAAAGAGUUACUUUCCUUUAUCAGUAUUCAUUUUAAUCAAAGAUGUUUAGUUGAGCUUGGUCUUGGGUCAUAGCUGAGAGAAAAAAGAACAUGGUGAUCUCUAAAGUGAACUAUGUUGGCAUGUGGCUUUGUCUUCCAAAAUGUACAGGGGCCAAGUGAUAGAAGCCUCUGUAAUUUUAACUGAAGAUUGAGUCCUAUUCCCAGUGCUGCAUGCAUGCCCUGAUAACUGCGGUAUCCUGUAUUUGACCAUUGAUGUGUUACUCUGUUUUCUCACUAUAGCCACACAUUUAGGAGAAUACAAAUGGAUUGCUGUGAAAAAUGUUUUCUCCUUAGAUAAUGUGAGCAGUAAUGCACAGGUCGAAAGAACAUGUUCAUUUACUUGGUUUUUUGUUAGUUUGCUUGACAUGUCUUAGGUACAAAUAUUUUGAAUUUACCUCUUUCAUUUUUCUCUGGUCUGUCUUCUGACACAUGUUGUUUGGCACUGACCCUAACUCAGUAGAACUGAUCAAAUUUGUUAUUUAAUGGAACUAUCUUCAGUAGUUUAAAAUCAGAUGAUCACUUUGUAUGUAUUAGAGUUGCAGUACUCUUCUCACAUAUAAUCGUUAAUGCCAUUAUGGCAGUUUCAAAAAUAUUCUUUGGGUAAAGUUUUAAAUAUAAUAUUUUGUACAUUAAUAUUUGUCCUCACUGCAGAUAUUUGUGUGACAAUCUGUGCAGGCACAGUACUUGUCUGAGGGUGUGUAAAAAGGAGAGAGAGAAAAAAGGUGAUCUCCAGUAACCAGCUGCAAGUCUACUAUAACUGUUCUGCUAAUAUGCUUCUGAAUUGAGUCCCACUGCUCUGAAAUUAAUUGGUCACCUAAUGUGUCCCCUUUACAUUUAAUUUAAAAGAAAAUAAUUCAGUUAAUUUUGUUGUGGUUAGUGUUUCUGAAAGGAUCAAUUCUGCCACCCUUUGGGCUUGUGUGUACAGCGUGGCAAAGGGUGUGAUUUGUGAAGCGCUCUAACAUGUUGCAAUCUUAUUGUCCCAUGUAGACCCUAAUGGUGCUCUCCAAGGGGUAUCAAGCUCACAUUAACUUAGUCUUGUUGAGACCUUUUAGAGUGCGCCUGCAGGGUUUACGUGGGGCUGGGAGAGUGCAACCUGUUAGUGCGCUUUACAAAUCACAGCCCUCUGGAGUGCUUUGCUGUGGCAAGCAGACAAGUCCUAACUCACAUGAAGUAAUACGUUAUUCUGUAAAAAGGCCCAUUAAUUUCAGUGGGUCAGAUUGUGCCAUCACCUUUUAAAUCCCCAGUUCAACAAAGCACUUAAGUGCAUGCUCAAGCUCAUCUCUGUUUAGCAAAGGACUUAAACAGGUUCUUAACUUUGUACAUACUUAAUUUCACUGAAGUCUAAGUUUUGCUGAAUAGGAAUGGAUUUAAGUAUGAGUUUACGUGCUUUGAAGUAGGGCCUACAGCCAUUGAUACGGAGAUCAAUGGGGACCUUGCUUAAAAGCUAAGAUAGAGUGGGACUAUUUGUGCACUACAGUAGCACCCGGCUUGAACAAACCCCUAAACAAAUAGCUACUCAGACUGGUUCAGCCUCAUUGUCAUGUACUGCUCUCCCAGCAAGUAAAUUACUAUAAAGGAAAAGUGCUAUUUUGACCGUACAUGGUGCUCUCAUUAUUGGAUAUUUGUUUUUUGUGUUUUGUUUGUUUCCUGGGAAAGAAUGCAGUUCAAAGAAAAUGGACUGGGAUAACUGACUGUUGUGAGGGUUUUUUGUAAACUUUUAGGUAAUUUGUAUUGCACAAAGGAAUUUAACGUUGAUUCUUCCUUUAAUGUUUCACUGACAUAAAAAGUUAAAAUGAAAGUGAAAUCUUUGUGUGUUUUCUCUAUAUUUCAGUGGACUGAUUAGAAGGCAGUUGCUCCUCUAAAAUAGAUUGCAGCAAUAUAUUUACAGGAUAUAUUUGAACUGAGGAGUGUAAAAGAAAAAGAAGUUGGAUUUUGGCUGGGUACCACUAAUAACUUCUAUUUUUCUGUGUAGAAAUCUGUAUCAGAUGGAAGAAGUGCUGUCUAAUGGUCAGAAACAUUGUAGGUAGCUCUUAACUGAAAACCGGCAUAACUGUAUACUUGUAACUGAUCAUUACUGAAAUUCGGGUUUAGUGUAUUUUUGUUUUUUUUAAUAUGGAGUAUCACAUUUUUAUAUCAAUGAAUCACCUCUGUAGUAUAUUCUGAUAUCAUUCUUUGGUAUUUCGUGUAUGAAUGCUGGUAAUUUCUUAAUUGCAAAGUCUUAAAUGCUCUACAGCAAGUUAGAAAAUAAAACUGGUGCACUUUCUUUUGAGUUAACGGAGAUGGGUUUCUGUGGGAAAAUUUGUAUAUCAGCCUUGCAAAAAGAUCAUUAAAAUUUACCAGCUCAGGCACAAAAUCUACUUACCUUUUUAAAUAAUAAUGAAACAACUAAUUAUGUUUCACUCACUGUCAAAUAUAUUCACCCAAUCAAUAGUAUUUUGCAAUGCUGAUGUUUAUUCUGUGUUUGUGUGUACGUGGGCACAUGCACACACUCACUUGUUUACAGGUAACUUAAAUCUGUAAUCUCACAUGUGUAUGAAAUGACGGGCUUUCUUUGGAAUUCUAAAAUUAUAACUUGUUCUCCUUCCAUAAAUCACCCAUAGGGAUGUUUAUACACUAUAACAGCUGAAUGAACUGCAUAACAUGGCUGGAAACAAAAAUACAGAUUUAAAAUCAGUCUCAUUUAGGGAAAGUGUGGUCCAUUAAAAACUUUUUCUUCUUUUUGAGAGGGCUCAGAAAGAUUGUCUUUAGAACUUGCAGCUCUCCAAAUGAGGGUCCUCAUGUGUUGUUUUGAGCAGAGAGGGGAGCAUGGGAGAAUAUUACUGUACGUAACAGUGUUCUUGGCAGAGGGCUGUCACAUGGCAGCUAUAGUGUUUCAGUUUUGCUAUUUACAUUAAACAAAAAAUGUACCGGUACUCACACUCCAAACAUCUCAUCAGUUUUCUGAACACCUCACAGGACCCAGCUUGUGGACGGCAAAAAAUGUCCAUUAACAAAUAAAACAUUGUUUAAGCAAUUUUUACAGUUUCAUAUGAAAUUACAUGACAUGUUUGUCUUUUAUUCCUUGAGCCUAAAUUAUGCUCAGAUACAAAAUAAUGUCGCUUGUGAAAAUGAACCUACCCAACAUUUAGAUGUUUAUAAGUUGGUAUCUAAAUCAAAUACAGAAUAAAUAUGUGUAAAGCAUUAGUUUUAUUUACGUGAAUUCAAACUCAUUGCCUCAACCAAUCUUGCCUCAGCUUCAUUCUGCCCCUUGUGAGUAAUACAAUUGGAUUUAACUCAGGUAGAUCUAAUAUUGGCGGUUAUUUUACAUCCUGUGUCCUAUACUUCCCAUAUGAUGGUACAUAAACUCACAUUACUUAAACAAAAUCAUUUGGGCCACAUUGUGGCAUACACCAUAUACUAAUAAAGACUAGAAAAAAUAUGAGACUAAGACAAUAUGGGAACCAUUACUUCAGCCAGGAAUUGCCAGUGCACUGGCCACACCCAUAACAUUGAAUAGAGAAUGGGUGGCAUAGAGUUGGCUAUGCCCAGGUUUUCUCUUCGCUGCCUAGUUAGCGGGAGUUUUCUGGGCCUUUUACAAUGCUGGGACAACAGCCAGGAUCUGGAUGUACAGUUCCACCCAUGCCGUUUAUGCUGGAAUGGAAUUUAAAAUAGUUUUGUAACUAACACUUCAGAGAAUGCUCCUGUUUUCUGUCCUUUGUCAAAUCACACAGCAUUUGAGGCUUAGACACUUUUAAAACAUUAUGUUUCAGAGGGGUAGCCGUGUUAGUCUGGAUCUGUGAAAGCGGCAAAGAGUCCUGUGGCACCUUAUAGACUAACAGACAUAUUGGAGCAUAAGCUUUGGUGGGUGAAUACCCACUUCUUCAGAUGCGUAUUCACCCACCAAAGCUUCUGCUCCAAUACAUCUUGUUAGUCUAUAAGGGGCCACAGGACUCUUUGCCGCUUUUAAAAUGUUGUUUCUUUGAUAUAUUUUCAUAGAUAAAAUACGAAAAAAUGAUUUGGGAAGCCACAGUUUAUUUGGUUAUUUGGAUAUUGCCCAGUUCUAGAUGUUCACUAUUUUUUUUUUCCCUAGCAGUGUACUAUGACUAACUUUCACAAGUACUUGGAGAAAUUUUGGGCAGCAGUUUGGUGAUGGUAUAGAAGAGAUUUCCAAAUAAACACAUCAGAAAUCCAAUGUUUUCUUUACAAAGCUGUUUUAUUCACCUCUGAUUUUUAUAUGGCUUCUGUUUAAGGUUUCAAGGUGCACAAAAUGUCCUUACCUGAAACCCAUUUGUGGAAUUUGUACUGUUUUAUAAAUGUUCGUUUUCUCUUUACAUAUUCUAGGUUUUUUUAUACUGACUGACAGUAGUGGAAUGUCAGAUUUCUAUAUCAGUUGUUCCCACCAUUAUCAUGUUUAGGAAAAUGAUUCACUCUGAAGAUGUUCAAACCAAGCAGACUAGCAAAUGUAUGGGGUAUUUUUGUAUUUGAAUUGUGUAUUGUGUAUGUUUUUCCCCACUACUUCAUAAACCAAACAAUAAGUAUUGUUUUCUACUUGUGAUAAAUGAAUGUUAAUUGCAAAUAAAUGUAUUGUUUAUUGGUUAACACAUUUUCUAUUUGAAAGUAGACUGAAAGUGUGUAAUGCCUUAUUUGUUGCAAAUGUGUUAUGGGUAUAUGUUUUCUGAAGUUAGAAAAUUUUAAGUUUAUUAAAUGUUCAAACCAGA
This is a messenger RNA of Chelonia mydas (Green sea turtle), 7414 nucleotides long. It is a transcript of the gene MBTPS2, whose product is annotated as membrane bound transcription factor peptidase, site 2. Bases 50 to 1639 code for a protein of 529 amino acids. Gene Ontology annotation, biological process: regulation of response to endoplasmic reticulum stress; membrane protein intracellular domain proteolysis. Gene Ontology annotation, cellular component: membrane; cytoplasm. The transcript has 11 exons. NCBI's taxonomy places the organism in Eukaryota, Metazoa, Chordata, Testudines, Cheloniidae. The record is from RefSeq and is a predicted model, not a curated record. Gene Ontology annotation, molecular function: metalloendopeptidase activity; protein binding.